ACAGAGUGUCAUGGCAACUCAGUAUGAUUGACGGGCGCAAGGGGAGAAAGCCUUCCACACUCGUAAUCUUUGGGAGAGCGUUUAUUCGUGCGAACGGUACGCUCAGAGUACCCCGCCGCUAAGCUCCGGCUAAGCUGAAACUAACCUUACCGUUAUAUUCAAUGCGAGGGAGACACCAAUCAUUUUUUUUCUCUUCCCCUCUCUCUCUCACUCCUUUCUCCUCUCGUUUCCCCGAUCAAGUAGGCCGCUGCAUGCAAGUGCUGUUCAUCAGAGAGAAACGAGCCAUUCAUUAGUUCAGCUCGCGAGACCCCGGGUCGUGUGGAUGCUUUUACUCGAACCAGCUUUAUACCGAGGAGGGGAAAGUGUGACGAAGAAGGAAAAAAAUCUGACCACUUUUCACGUCUAGCUUGCUACCUUGCAGGCCUGCCGAUGUGAUAUGUAGCAGCGGUCAAAACCCCGGAUUUGACAGGCCAAGGAAUAACCAUUAGUAGUUUUGUGACACUCCAUCUCGACGAAAAUCCUUGGAUGUCUCGGACUUUGUUUUUAUUUGUGGAUCAUUUUCUCUACACAUUUAUUGGACUAAUUUAGCGAAAUAUUUUCAUCAAGAGUUAGCGAAGAUAAAUUUGCGACAUGGCACAGAGGGGUUACGAUGAUGGUUUGCCGCACUAUGGUUCUUUAGAUGCUUCGUCUACCUCCAUGUACGAGGCCCAUGCUCCUCGGUCGGCCGUUCACUACUCACAAGCAUACGCUCAACCUCACAUGAACCACGCACCUUCAGUCGCACAUCCACAAUUUUACCCCGGACAUACACCUUCAAAUGUCAUCACUCCAUCGGUCACGCAAAGUGUCACAGAUAUUCACAAAAGGGACAAAGAUGCAAUUUACGGGCACCCGCUAUUCCCACUGCUCGCACUAAUAUUCGAGAAGUGCGAGCUAGCGACAUGUACCCCGAGAGAGCCCGGAGUGGCGGGCGGCGAUGUGUGCUCGUCGGAGUCGUUCAACGAAGACAUAGCCGUUUUUGCGAAACAGGUACACGAGGCAAGGGCGGAUAAACAGUACUUUUCCAGUAAUGAGGAACUGGAUAGUUUGAUGAUCCAAGCCAUUCAAGUAUUAAGAUUUCACCUUCUGGAGCUAGAAAAGGUAAGAAAAACAUAUUUGUAAUAAUCCAUAGCAACUUCACCAUGUUGAAUGAACCAUAAUUAACUUGUACAGUUGAUUAGAUUUAUACUUUUUGCUGCAUGUCUCGAGAAUACUUAAUAAUAUUUGUAAAUAUUACGUGUACUUUAAUAUUCUAUUAUUGUUCAGGAGUUCAGAUAUAACAGUUCUUUUGCGAUACUACAAUGUUAAAUGAAUCCAGUUAAUCUGUACGGUAUAUGUGAUUUAACCUUUUCGUUGCAUGCUUUAAGACUAAAGAUAUUUGUAUUACUAUAAUAAUUUAUUAUUGCUCAGGAGUUCAGAAAUUACAAUUCUUUAAUUGUACAGUGUGAAAUGAACCAUGACUAGUUUGUAUCGUCUAUGACUUUUUGUUGCAUGGUCGAAAACUACUUAAGAUAUUUGUAUUAUUAUGAAAAUCUAUUAUUGAAGUGUAUACUUUUGUAUCAUAUAAAAUAUUUUUGAAAAGUUUUUAUCAUUAAUGAAUGGAAAGAAUUAUAGGCAAAUGUGAUCUUUGCCCUUUGAUUUUUACAGACCAUCAGACUAUUAGUUUUUUAUUUUUUAGAUAAAAAAGAGGAUAUCUUGAUUGGCUUAAGUUGAAAUCAUUAAAUUCUUUAUGAGAUAUCAACUCCACUUCUAUAAGGCUGCAAUGAACCUCCCCAGCCCCCCCCCAAAUAUAUAUGUAUAUCAUAUCAAAUAAUAAUCCAUAAUCAUGGAUGAGCUUGUCCUGUCUGCAUGCUGUAUUGCCGUGGAUUUACAAUUCUUGUUAAAUAAACCUUGUAUCUUCUCUAAUGAAAAAUGUAUAUAAAUUUGUACAAAAUAAUGCAUAUAACCAUCUCACAAUCAUGGCAAAUGAAGGUAUAAUUUAAAAUAAAAAAGCAUUGAAAUGAAAUAAACAUCAGAUUGAGUUUGGCAGGCUUUGGAGAUGGGUUUGAGUUGCUUGUGAGAAGAGAAAAUUGCAAAACCACAGAUCUGUGUCUAUAUCCCUAUUUAAUUGAAAUGUCAUGAUAUCUUAUGCAUCUCUCAUUGAUGGGCGCUUUCCUCCCAGAGUUUGUUUCAGUUCUUUGGUUUUUUUGUUUUUGUUUUUAAGCUCUGGUCAUGGAAAUAUUGGAAUUAUUCAUUUCGGCCUCCUUUUGGAGGCAAGGAGAAAUUUAUGGUCUUGUGAGUUGGAGUCAGGAAAAUUGUAAAAUAAAACCCCUCUUAUCUUGGACAAAGAGAAAGUGGAUGCUUGUUGGCAGUCAAGCAUUGGCAGCCUAUAUUAGUUCAGAUUUUCUUUUUCAUUUGCCAAUUUGAAUAACAUCAAACUUUUAAUUCUACCUGGGAAUAUAAUGCCGAAUAACUUUGUAGAAUGAUAUGGUUGAUACCUGAUUUCAAUCUGCAUAUUUAUAAAUGUAUGCCAAACUCAUGAUGUAAUAAACAUAAAUCAAAUACUUCCUUAUUAUCAUUUAUUGGACGUUUCCAAGAUGUAUUCACAAGAAUUUCAAUUUAUAUAUAUUUUCCAUGUAUUUUUUCUAUUCAUAAAAUUGUUUUUCUCAUUUUGAAAAUGUGAUUUGAUAUUUAUAUUUUUUAUUUUAUGAAUUUUUUGUAAUUACAUGUAGGCCUAUGUGAAAUACCGAUUUCCUGUGAAAGUAUUAUUAUCAAUUAGAUUUUCAGAGCUGCCAAAUGGUAGAAUUUUUUCCUAUUAGGUAGGAUUUUUAUUAAAGAGGAUGGUGAGACUGAAUGUGAUUUUCCCUUUGAAAUAGGAUUUUUAAACUUAAGAAUGAUAGUUUUUGUAUGUUUUUUCAAAACUUGAAAUACAAAUAGGAUUUUAGGCUUGAAAAUAUGAUAAAAAGAAAUAAAAGAAUAGGGUUGUUUUCAAUUGGGGUGGGCAGCUCUUGAAAAUGGUUUAGAAUUUUCUUUAAAAUAUCAGAAUGAAGUACAUUUAACUUCUGUUAUGGAUGAGGGGAAAACUUGCCUGUGGAUGUUUAUUAAAUGGCUUUUUAAGAAACUUUUUAUUGUUCUGAUUUGUAAAGAUGUUUUGUUCAUUUUCAUGAAAAAGUCAUACAACAUCAUCUCAAGAUGAUCAAAAGGUCAUUUUGAAGGCAAUCCGUUUCUUAUCAUGACGACCUCUAGUAUUCCUCAGAAUUGAGUGACAAAUUAAAUCAUAAUAAGGGAGUGAUGGUACAAAAAUAAACCAUAGAAGAUGUCAACAGAGAGAAAAAAAAUUGUGGCAUAAUUGUAGAAAUUGCUUCAACAGUUAUCUUCCAUGUACAGGUCAUAUACACUGAAGAUUAAGAUGCAAGAACCCUACCUCUUUUUGUACAGUAUUUGAUUUGUGAUAUCUGUACAAGAUACAUGUAUAUGCACUCACCGUGGGGAAAGAGCAUUGAGAAUGGAUUGGCUGUGCAGCGAUUUCUAAACAAAAAUGUAUAUCUUCUGGGAUUUUAACAUGUAAUGGUUUAAUAACAAUCAUACCAAAUUCUGCCCAAUUUAAUUUCCAUCUCCACUUGUUCCCCCUUAUGGUGGAUCUCCCCAGUGAAAUAAAAACGACAAGUACCAAGAAUCACAUUCUCGCCUUGAUUUCAUUAGAUCCAGUGAUAUGGAAAAUCCUGAAAUGUCUGCUUGAAUUUUACGAAUCUACCUCUGUCAGCGUGCAGUCAGUUAGCCCCUAAUUGAGAAUACUGAUAAUGUCAUAAAAAUUGGGAAGGGAGUGAAGAAAAAGCAGGGAGGAACACCAAUGCUGAGAUCUUGGACUGGGGGUGUAUAAACCAAGGGUGGCUACGAUCCCCCAUGUCUGGCUUAAGAUAGUAAUUAACGGAAACAUGAAUAGUUUCUAUUUCUCCAACUCCAUUCUCCGCGUUUUAAAAUCGACAAGGUAUACACAUAGAGAUUGAAAUUAGACAUGUGUAACAAGUUUUCCAUGGAACAUUAUCGGAAGUCUGCAAGGGAAGAACCUAUAAUUUUCAGGGUUAAAAGGGAUCGUAAACAAAUAAUAUAUAUUAUGCAGACCAUAUGCUUCAGGUCAAUUUGAAUAAUUGUUGCUGGUUUUCAAAACUUGGGGAACAUGAGACAAUUCUGAAUGAUAUUUAUGACAUGUGACCUUUUCUCUCUGCCUCUCUCUUUUGUAGUAAUCUGAUCCAUGUAUUCACAAUUUACAAUUUUUCUGUAGGUGUCUACUAAUAAUAAAUCUUAUUAUGAUAGCAACAAAACAAGAACUAU
Molecule: messenger RNA, 4350 nt
Organism: Lytechinus pictus (painted urchin)
Lineage: Eukaryota; Metazoa; Echinodermata; Echinoidea; Temnopleuroida; Toxopneustidae
Product: homeobox protein Meis1-like
Exons: 5
Coding region: 631-1161 (176 amino acids)
Source: RefSeq, a predicted model, not a curated record